This is a messenger RNA of Rhodofomes roseus, 862 nucleotides long. RefSeq lists its product as uncharacterized. Lineage: Eukaryota; Fungi; Basidiomycota; Agaricomycetes; Polyporales; Fomitopsidaceae. The transcript is spliced from 3 exons. Bases 64 to 534 code for a protein of 156 amino acids. The record is from RefSeq and is a predicted model, not a curated record.
GGAGAAGACAUGCCGUUCUCAGCAUCAGUCCACCGCGCUGGGCUUGAUUGAGAUCCUCGCCGAAUGUGGAAGACAAUAGCCUUCCGUGCCCCGUCCAAUCCUUGUCUCGUCGUGCUUCUCUACUUCUUCGCCCCUUUGGAACCGCUUCAAAAUUCACGGGACAGGUCUCUUACCGUCUUUUUACAUAUCGUUUGCGUGGCGCAGAUCUUCCGUGGCACGCCGUUGUCACGCAACAAUAGUUACCUCGUCCCGACGUCCCGACCGCCGCUCCUUCCUUUCCAGGCCAACAUCCCCGUACUCAACUCAACAUCUGUCCACGCCCUGAUCCUCCGCUCCCAAUUUGGACGCAACUGUUCCGCUCAGGGAUUGGCCCGCUGGUCGAGCGGUAUGAGUGCUGCACAUCGAAGCUGUACCCGUAGUGGGAACAUCACGCAUGGCAAUGUGCCGGACGAGAGUAGGGGAACGCCACAUAGACUCGGUCCGGGCCUGUGUCAACUGCAGAUCAAAGUUGACGCGACACUGGCAGCUCGGUGAUUGAACGCAGGAACGCGCCCCCGGGAGGGCUCGACACUGUCGAGUCCGGCGCAGGCCUUCUCGUGGCCCCGGGGGGUAAGUAACCUCUACGAGGUGAAACGAACAUGCGCUGAAAGGUCUCGUCCGCGAAACCAGCGGCGACGACCAAGGCCCACCAAAGCCUAAGCGAGCAAACAAGCCGCAUACCGAACACCCCGGUAGUAAUACAGUUAAACCAAACAUACAUACGGGAACUCCCCAGUCCAAACCAGGACAACAGAGCCAAUAAGCUCGAACCUCCAGACAGAGAGUAGACCUCGAGCUCAUCGAACACAAUAAUGAACACGUC